GGCGGCAUGACCUUCCUCGCGUUCGAGUACCUCAAGCAGUCGGCGCCGCAUGGCUUGACCUGCAACGCGCUGAGCCCGUACCGCAUGCGGGUCAAGGCCGACCCGAACGCUGCCACGUCGGCCACGUGCACGUCUCUCGACGUCGUGUCGCAGUGGUCGUCGUCGUCGUCGUACCUCAGCAUCCAAAACAGCUACGACGAUGUCAUGAAGGCGCUGCAGAACGGGCCUCUGAGCAUUAGCAUUGAUGCGAGCGGCGCGGGCUUCCGCCAUUACGGCAGCGGUAUCUACGACGCGUCCGACUGCAAGAGCGAUGGCGUCACGGUCGACCACGCCGUCAUGCUCAUGGGCUAUGGCGCCACGGCCGGUGGGGAGCUCUACUGGAUCGUACGCAACUCGUGGGGCACCAUGUGGGGCGAGAACGGUCAAAUGCGCAUGAAGCGGACGCCGGCAGCGUCGACCUCCAAGUUUGGCCCGUGCAACGCCUUUCUCUAUGCGACGCAGCCGACGGGACUGAAUUAUGUGAGCACGAGCAAGUGCGUGACGAGCCUCGCGUCGACCAACGAUGACGACGCUGCGUCGAUGCACUACUUGCCGUCGAGCGGGCUUUUUUUCGGCGUCGCAUCGGCGCUCGCAGCCCUCGGCCUUGCGGGGGCAAUCGCCGGCGAGUGGCGCCUUCGGUCGGCCUUUCCGAAGCAAACGUACGUCGAGAGCUUCCUCAACCACCAGCUGCCGAGCCGCGAGCAGCUCGUUGCGCACAUGGCCAAGAAGAAGAUCAAAGCCGACGCGCUCGUGUAGGGACUCUCGGCCCUAAAGAGACCACUUCCUCGAAGGGUCUACGCUCUACCCACUAUAACGGAGCUCUCUGUCCACUUUAACGGAGCUCUCUGCCCACUUUAACGGAGCUAUCUGCCCCCUUUAACGGAGCUUUCACACACGA
Messenger RNA from Saprolegnia parasitica CBS 223.65, 937 nucleotides. RefSeq lists its product as hypothetical. NCBI's taxonomy places the organism in Eukaryota, Oomycota, Saprolegniomycetes, Saprolegniales, Saprolegniaceae. The coding region runs from base 7 to 795 and encodes 262 amino acids. Gene Ontology annotation, molecular function: cysteine-type endopeptidase activity. Gene Ontology annotation, cellular component: lysosome. The transcript has 3 exons. The record is from RefSeq and is a predicted model, not a curated record.